This is a messenger RNA of Acanthopagrus latus (yellowfin seabream), 4669 nucleotides long. RefSeq names its product estrogen-related receptor beta (gene esrrb). Gene Ontology annotation, biological process: regulation of DNA-templated transcription. Gene Ontology annotation, cellular component: nucleus. Bases 844 to 2154 code for a protein of 436 amino acids. The record is from RefSeq and is a predicted model, not a curated record. The transcript has 8 exons. Gene Ontology annotation, molecular function: DNA-binding transcription factor activity; zinc ion binding; sequence-specific DNA binding. NCBI's taxonomy places the organism in Eukaryota, Metazoa, Chordata, Actinopteri, Spariformes, Sparidae.
CCUUUUAACCGCUCUGUUGUGAUGCAGUUUUGUUUCUUCACUGUCUUGUCUUUUUUUAUUCUCAUUUAUUCACUCUUUUAACACAGUCUGCUCUAGUUUUUUUUCUUGAAUGCUGCUACUUCAGGAACUGAACUUUUUCUUGUUUUAGCAGCACUUUACCUCUUGCACCUACUCACACUCUUUAACACACACUUUCUCUAGUUCAUUGUUUUAAGGGCUCUUAAAUGCACGCAGGACUUGACAGUAGAGAGCAACAGGGCAGGUGCAACUGUUAUGAUGAGCUGUCCAAUUCUGCAGGGAGCUCCCCCGCUGGGUCCACACAGACGACUGUUAACUCUUUGCUCUCCGUAGCGGGAAGUUUAGACGACCGACGACUCUCUUACAUCCUCCACUGACAGCAGCUCCAUCAUUAGCCAUAUCCUGAACUCAGCCCCUUAUAAGAACUGGAUCUGCCCAGUGCGGCCCAGACAGUUUACGUCAGACAAACAGCAGCGCCUGUAUCACAAGAGGCCCUCUCUUUCCUGCCAGCAGCAUCUCUAGAACAGGAAGGAGCAAGCGGGGGGGAUCAAUAGAUGUGAUCUGCUUCUUGGCCAGCACUAUCUUGUGGUGCCGCUGGAGCAUGGGGCUCAUGUUGUCGUAGUGGAGUGAGCUCAUGGCUUUAUAAAGACUACAAUGACAUCGCUGUGGAGCAGCUAAAUAUAAUCCUCUGCUGGAGACUGAAAAACUUAAUUGCCCAGGCCACAGAGCAGCACCCCCCCCUCCCCCCAGUGGUAACCCUGCACGAGCCCCUAGCCUACGGACUAUUGAUCCGGGGCCCUCGCUCUCCAUCGGCUGCUGAAUAGAAUGGCCGCUGAUGACCGGCACCUACCUUCUAGUUGUGGGUCCUACAUCAAGACGGAGCCGUCCAGUCCCUCCUCGGUCAUCGACACGGUCAGCCACCACAGUCCAAGCGGCAACUCAGACGCAAGCGGUGGCUAUGUUAGCACCAUGAACAGCCACUCCAACGGCCUGGACUCUCCACCUAUGUUCACCCCCAGCGGGCUUGGGGCCGGCACCUGCCGCAAGCGCUACGACGACUGCUCCAGCACCAUCAUGGAGGACUCGUCCAUAAAGUGCGAAUACAUGUUGAACUCCCUCCCCAAGAGGCUGUGCCUGGUCUGUGGAGAUAUAGCCUCGGGGUAUCACUAUGGGGUGGCCUCUUGUGAGGCCUGCAAAGCCUUUUUUAAAAGGACAAUACAAGGUAACAUAGAAUACAGCUGUCCCGCCACAAACGAGUGCGAGAUCACGAAACGGAGACGCAAAUCAUGUCAGGCUUGUCGCUUCAUGAAAUGCCUCAAAGUGGGGAUGCUCAAAGAAGGUAAGAAGAGAGUUCGUCUGGACCGUGUGCGAGGGGGCAGACAGAAGUACAAGCGGAGGUUGGAUGCAGAAAACAACCCGUACCUGGGCCUGACGCUCCCCCCUCCCACCAAAAAGCCUCUCACAAAGAUAGUGUCUCACCUGUUGGUGGCAGAGCCAGAGAAGAUCUAUGCCAUGCCUGAUCCCACCAUGCCAGAGAGUGACAUCAAGGCUCUGACCACGCUGUGCGACCUGGCUGACCGCGAGCUGGUGGUAAUCAUCGGCUGGGCCAAACACAUCCCAGGCUUCUCCUCUCUUUCUCUGGGAGACCAGAUGAGCUUACUGCAGAGCGCCUGGAUGGAGAUCCUCAUCCUCAGCAUCGUGUUCCGCUCGCUGCCGUACGAGGACGAACUGGUGUACGCUGAGGACUACAUCAUGGACGAGGAGCACUCGCGGCUGACGGGCCUGCUCGACCUCUACGUCUCCAUCCUGCAACUCGUCCGCAAGUGCAAGAAGCUCAAAGUGGAGAAGGAGGAGUUCGUCACCCUCAAGGCCAUCGCUCUCGCCAACUCAGACUCCAUGCACAUAGAGGACAUGGAGGCGGUCCAGAAGCUCCAGGACUCUCUGCACGAGGCCCUGCAGGACUACGAGAGCAGCCAGCACCAAGAGGACCCCCGGAGGGCGGGCAAGCUGCUCAUGACCCUGCCUCUGCUGCGGCAGACGGCCACCAAGGCCGUGCAGCACUUUUACAGUAUCAAGGUGCAGGGAAAGGUGCCCAUGCACAAACUCUUUCUUGAGAUGCUGGAGGCCAAGGUCUGAUGGGAUUGCAGCGGAUUGGCCAAGCCGAGCUGAGGGCAGCAUCAGCAAAACGGAAAGAGACUUGAACCAAGACUGAGGGUACUCAGGAGAAGGAGACCCCCCACGGACUGCUCUAGGCAGGACAGAGACUGACCUCUCUCACUCCUCCUCCUGGAGCCCUGGGACACUAAAUAAAAAAGAACAAAUGCAAAACUUGGUUAUUAGUAUAAAUAUAAAAAUGAUGCAGAUUAAUUUAAAAUAUAUAAGAAAUACUAUGUACAGUAAUAAUUUUUUUGGUUUUUGUUAAUUGUCAGUGGUCAUACUGUAUAUGAAAAGGACCCUUUUGCCCCUCAGCAUCUUCAGAACAAGUAGUUGCCAGAUCUUGAUAACAAGAUAGAGGAUUCUUUUUUUUUUCAUAAAACUAAAAGUUCCUUAAAUUUGUUCUGAAGAAAGCAGAGGUGUCAACAACACUUGUCUCACACAUGUGUUUUUUUUCUUUGCCUGGACUUGACCAGGACAUGUAUAUAUUUAUUAUUGGAAGACUGAGUGUACAGUUCAAAGUCUGGUGACCUCGGUGGCCAUUUUCUCUUGUUCCCCCUCUGGAAAAAAAAAGAAAACAAACUAAAAUUGUUACCUAAAUGUGAACUCUUAUCAGUUUAAAUGUACUUGGAUAUACCUCUCCAGAGCAGUAAGCUGUGUGAUCUUUGUGGAUCUGUCCUCAGAGUGGAAGACUUGCUGGUCCCAUUUUUAACCAAACUAGCAUAGGCAGGUACAAGUAGUCAGUCGUCUUAUUCUGUAGUAACUCAGCAAUAAAGGGAGCUGUAGGGAAGCCGGGCUAAACCUCCUAUCCGUCAUGUGCUUUUCAAUGCUGCUUUAGCUAAAAGACCAUGCCUGUGCAUCUCAGUCCCACCAGUCGGACAGACCACUGUUGCGCACUAGUGUUCCUCCUCUCUCUCAUGUGGCGGUUUGUGUCGGUGCUUGCUCAUGCAACCCAUUGAACCCCAAAUUUGGUCAUUGUUUUAAGCCGUGGAAAUUGCCUCUUGGCAUGCAAAUAGAUGACCCGAUUCGAGCUAGGUGAAAGAUGAUCAGUGGGUUCAGUGUGGCAGUAUCAAAGGAUUUAUGCCGGGUGGCAGAAGUCCAGGAGAUUCCAUGUUCAAACAAUCAGAGGCCCAUAUGUCAAACACUCUAUUUUGGGCCCCUUUAAGCCUGUGGCAGAGUCAUCCCACACACAGGGAGCAAGGUGCCCAGCAUCUGCUCUCGCCAUUUUAGACACCUCCCGUCUUUUAAUAGCCGCGCCUGCGUUUACAGAGCUUCAACCAAACGGAGGUAAAUGGCAGGUGCAGAGUGGGAGCAGUGGCACUUCACACUGGGUUUAUUUUUAACUCAGCGGGAGGUUGUUGUCUGCGCGGCAUCCCUCCAGGAGUACAUCAGACACGUGGAACACUUCUUGACCUCAUGUUGACACAGUGGCCAGUGAGGAGUAACACCCUUCCCACUGGCCAGGAGGCAGGCAUCUGCGAGGAGAGCUCAGGAUGCACAAGCAUGCACAUGUGAAUAGCUAUGCAAGAAACAAAGUGUCAGCAUGCUUCAAAGGGUAACAGCAACCCAACAGUGUGUCAGUACAAGGUGUGAUCUCUGGUGGGAGGAAGAGAUCUCGUGCUCCCUUCUCCCUGUGUUUAGCUACAUGUCGUUACACUGGAUGUGAGUGAUACUGUAGUCCAGUCCAGCAGAGAGAAUGUGUUGGAGGCAAAUGCUUAUACUACUGAAGGAUUUUAUGUGAUGCGAUAAAUUGUGGCGCUGUCACAACAAUAUGAUACUGUGAUCAAAGGAAUCCCUGACAUUGCAGUUGGGUAGAGUUGCCGCCAUGCUUGCGAUAUCAAUGGCUAGCACCGCUCCAGCAGCCGGCAGGCCCUUUUCUUACAGCAGCCUGAUUGGCCGCGUAAUGGAGGAUGCCUUCCCUCUCCAGCACCCAAUCAUCCCAACGUAAACUAGCCGCUGUCCAGUUAACAAGCUCCAUUGUAGAGGGUGACAAUAUAACUUGAGUUAUUUUACUGUUGUGCAAUACAACAGGGACCAAUUCUGACUGAAACCAUGCUAAAAGCAUGCUUUUACUUAGAUUUGGGAGAAUUUGUAUGCUGUUAAGUAACAUAUUCUAAAUCCCUCUAAUCAGAAACAUGUAUCCUGUAUAUCAGAAGAACUAUAUUUGAUUUGCUCCUCUGAUAAAAAAAACAAAAAACUUUUGUGCUUGUUUCAAUAAAAGUGCAGUAAUAAAUGAAAACUUUUGCAGAAAAUCUUUACAACUAGAAUUUUGUAGUGGCCCGAGAUGAUCAGCCAUAAGAAUCACAACAAUGGGAGUCCUCUCGUCUCCCUGUUUUUCUUUUUACCUUGCAAUAUGGCACUGUGUUAAGUAAAAGAGAACAUGUCUUACAUUACAAGCUGUGUCUAAGUGUGUAAAUAUAUUAGCGUCAAUACAGUAGGUUGCCGAAAUACCAUUGAAAAUAAAGUAUGCAGCGCCCUGCUGACUACUACCUCAUUA